AUGUCAUAUAAGUCAACAAUAAUAGGGCUAUGUCUGCUGGGCGUGAUAUUGCUAGUGCCGCCUUUAGCGUGGCAUUCACAUACCAAGAAUAUUCCGGCUAUCAUUUUGAUAAUAUGGCUGCUUAUAAUGAAUAUAACGUGUAUUGUAGACGCGGCGAUAUGGAGCGGCGAGGAUUUUUUAACGAGAUGGGAUGGUAAAGGUUGGUGUGACAUUGUUAUCAAGUUGCAAGUGGGCGCAAAUAUUGGUAUAUCAUGUGCCGUUACCAACAUCAUUUAUAAUUUGCACGCUAUUUUGAAGGCAGAUAACGUUCUACCGAAUCUGUCAUCGUGGACAAAGGUUGUCAGGGAUCUGAUGAUCAGCUUGCUAACACCGGUAACAGUUAUGGGGUUUUCAUAUCUAUUACAAGUGUUUAGAUACGGAAUUGCCCGUUACAAUGGUUGCCAAAACCUGCUGUCUCCAACAUGGAUUACCACAGUUUUGUAUACGAUAUGGAUGCUUGUUUGGUCAUUUGUCGGUGCAGUUUAUGCUACCUUAGUGUUGAUUGUGUUUUAUAGAAAACGAAAAGAUGUCAGGGAUAUUUUACACUGCACUAACUCGGGCUUGAACUUGACGAGGUUUGCAAGAUUGUUGAUUUUCUGUUUCAUCAUUAUUUUAGUUAUGUUCCCCUUUUCCAUUUAUACGUUUGCCCAAGACUUGCAACAAGUGGGUGGACGUUACAGCUUCAAAGACACUCAUUCUAGCACUAUUUGGAACACCAUUAUUAAAUUUGAUCCUGGCAAACCAGUUUAUAAUAUCUGGCUUUAUGUUUUGAUGUCCUAUUUGGUGUUUUUGAUCUUUGGAUUGGGUUCCGACGCCCUGGAUAUGUAUGCUAGGUUCCUACGUUCCAUUAAACUGGGCUUCGUGCUAGACCUGUGGAAGAAUUUUGUUAAUAAGAAUAAAGAAAAACGUGUUGGUAAAUUGCUGCGCAAGUUGUCUUCAGGCAAAGAAAGCUGCAAUCCUUUUUCUACAGACUCUGAAAACUACAUCACUACAGGUACUGAUGACAUUUCUCCUUGUGUAGGUACUCCAAUAUCACAAGCACAUUUCUACGUCGAUUAUAGAAUUCCAGAAGAUCUCGGUAGGUCUCAAAAUAAAAGCAAAAAGAGCUUGUUCACUAGGAGGGAACCAAAUAGCAUAUUUGAUGAUAUGGAGCUUAAAGAGAGUAGGCACAUACCUUACCUCACGCAAGGACAGAAUAUUGACGAUGGAAUAUCGCUCGGCGGAUUUUCAAAGAUUACUCUGGAUUGUUCGGAAAAACUUGAUGACUCCACGAGCUUGAAUUUUGAAGGAGAAAGCCUCUGUUACUCUCCGAUCUCUAAAGAGAGAGAUUCAAAUUCAAGUGAGCCUAGUUCAGAAGGUACUGCAGGCCGUUAG
Messenger RNA from Saccharomyces kudriavzevii IFO 1802, 1413 nucleotides. It is a transcript of the gene STE3, whose product is annotated as Ste3p. Lineage: Eukaryota; Fungi; Ascomycota; Saccharomycetes; Saccharomycetales; Saccharomycetaceae. The record is from RefSeq and is a predicted model, not a curated record. The coding region runs from base 1 to 1413 and encodes 470 amino acids. Gene Ontology annotation, biological process: G protein-coupled receptor signaling pathway. Gene Ontology annotation, cellular component: membrane. The transcript has a single exon. Gene Ontology annotation, molecular function: mating-type factor pheromone receptor activity.